Messenger RNA from Chelonoidis abingdonii (Abingdon island giant tortoise), 2923 nucleotides. It is a transcript of the gene NPNT, whose product is annotated as nephronectin. The record is from RefSeq and is a predicted model, not a curated record. Gene Ontology annotation, cellular component: membrane. Gene Ontology annotation, molecular function: calcium ion binding. NCBI's taxonomy places the organism in Eukaryota, Metazoa, Chordata, Testudines, Testudinidae.
CCAUAGCAGCCGGGAUUAGCAACGGGCGGGGGCCCCCGCAGUUCGGCUUUCAGCGCGGCGGGGCGGAGGGCGGCGCUGCGAGUGCCUGAGAGAGGAGCGGCGAGCAGCUGUGCUGCCCUGCAUCCCUCCUCACGCCGCCACCCGAGCAGCAGCCCCGAGACUCUUGUGCUCCCUCCAAACAUGGAUUUAUUCUUCUUGAGGUUACUCGCGGUGGCCUGGCUUCACCUGGAGGCUGGGGCGGAGUUUGACGGAAGGUGGCCCAGACAAAUAGUCUCCUCUAUGGGAUUGUGUCGGUUUGGAAGUAGAGUUGAUUGCUGCUGGGGCUGGGCCCGUCAGUCAUGGGGGCAAUGCCAACCUUUCUACGUCUUAAGGCAGAGAAUAGCCAGAAUAAGGUGCCAGCUCAAAGCUAUAUGUCAGCCUAGAUGCAAACAUGGUGAAUGUAUUGGACCAAACAAAUGCAAAUGUCUCCCAGGGUAUACUGGAAAAACCUGCAACCAAGCUGAGCACCUGUAUACAAACCCAACUGAUCGGCACAGUGAACCACCUCUAUUUCGCCCCCUGGAUCAUCAUACAACAAAUGUGCCUUCAAGGGAUCUAAACGAGUGUGGAUUAAAGCCUCGUCCAUGCAAACAUCGAUGCAUGAAUACCUACGGUAGCUACAAAUGCUAUUGUCUGAAUGGAUACAUGCUUAUGCCAGAUGGAUCAUGUUCUAAUGCUCUUUCUUGUUCAAUGGCAAACUGCCAAUACGGCUGUGAUGUCGUGAAAGGAGAAGUACGCUGCCACUGUCCUUCUCCAGGCUUGCAGCUAGGGCCUGACGGUAGAACCUGCAUAGACGUUGAUGAAUGUGCGACUGGGAGAGUUGUCUGUCCCAGAUUUAGGAAAUGUGUUAAUACUUUUGGAAGCUAUAUCUGCAAGUGUCAUAAAGGCUUCGACUUGAUGUACAUUGGAGGCAAAUACCAGUGCCACGAUAUAGAUGAAUGCUCAAUUGGCCAGUAUCAGUGUGGCAGCUUUUCACGAUGUUACAAUACUCAGGGAACCUACAAGUGUAAAUGUAAAGAAGGAUACAGAGGCGAUGGAAUAAACUGCCUGCCUAUUCCUAAGGUUAUGAUUGAACCAUCUCAUCCAAAUAGUAUAUUCAAGGGCAAUACUACACUACCGAAGGGCGGCAGCGGUAUGGCCAAUAGAAUUCCUGACAUCGGAGGUACAAGACAGCCCCUGAGACCACCACAUAUACCAGCUAUUAUUACAGUAAGGCCUGGACUCAAGCCAACAGUUCAACCUACACCGAAACCAACAAUAUGGCGUACACCCAAGCCAACUACUAGAUUUGUACCAAAACCAAUGACAACAAGACCACCACUGAAGCCAGCAACAAGGCCUCCAACACCUCCACAACCUACAACAUCAAAACCUGCACCAACAGCAAGAUCCCCACAGUUAACAACUAAAGAUUCUUCUCUUGUUCCCACUGAAACUACCUCUCCCCAAGGAUUUACAGUUGACAACAGAAUACAAAUAGAACCUCAGAAACCACGAGGGGAUGUGUUUAUACCACGACAGCCUGGAGUGAGCAACGAUCUGUUUGAAAUAUUUGAAAUUGAAAGAGGGAUUAGUGCAGAUGAGGAUGAAGCAAAUGAUGAUCCAGGUAUCCUGGUGCACAGCUGUAACUUCGAUAGUGGUCUGUGUGGAUGGAUCAAAGAUAAAGAUGAUGAUUUGCACUGGGAACCACUUAGAGAUCCAUCAGGUGGACAGUAUGUGACUAUCUCUGAACCCAAAGGCAAAGAGGGAAAAGUGGCACGUCUGGUCUUGCCCCUUGGGCAGUUAGCUCAUUCAGGGGACUUGUGUCUGUCCUUUAGGCAUAAGGUAUCUGGACUACAUUCUGGUCUACUCCAAGUGUUUUUAAGAAAAAAUGGUGCUCAUGGACCAGCAGUUUGGGGAAGAAAUGGCGGCCAUGGCUGGAGACAAACUCAAAUAACUUUGCAGGACUCAGGCAUCAAAAGUGUUAUUUUCAAAGGUGAAAAAGGGAAAGGCAGAACUGGGGAUAUUGGAUUAGAUGAUGUGAGCUUGAGGAAAGGCCGCUGCUCUGAAGAACAUUAGCAACACCACUAGCCUGGCAAAGAAUAUAUACAAUUUCUUUUUCCUUUUAAUCCUAUUCCUAUCAAGUUAAAAGAAACCUGUGGGCCAAAGUGGAAAAUACGGACAGUGAUCACCUCGUUAGCCCACUUUGUGCAAAUCCCAGUGAAACUCUACUUAAAAUAAUGCAAAUUGUCUGUAAGGAUGCAAACUUCAAGCCAAUAUUGGGUGUUUUUACUAUUAUUCCUUGUCCACAUACUUUGUGUGUGAUAAAGGUAUCUUGUACCAUGCCUGAAAGACGCUCAUAUUAGAGGGAUGGGAGAGCCAAGUGUGGCUAAAUGUCAUCAGAAGAGAUCUCCAGCUCACUGUGGAAGUAUUAACUGUUGUUCUGUGUUUUAGUGCUACCAUUACACUGAUGAUGAUGAUAUGCUGUGCAACUUGUCUGACUUCAUAAUUUGAAGUUAACUGAGGCCUGGACCUGAACUUUGGCUGUUUUACUGCCAUUGACUUUUAAAGAAGGGUGUGUUACAUAUCAAAUAGCAUUUAUUCUGAUGUAUCUAUAUUAACAAAAGGCAGUUAUGUAGAGUAGGUGCUGCAUCCCUUAAUAUUGCUAGUACUGUGUUGUGUAAAUGUGUGUGGUUACUAAUGUAUUUAUAUUUAGAUUCCAGUUGCAAGGUAAAUGGCAGCUGUACUUUCAAGCUAAAAUACAGUAUAUGAGCUCAGUGUGUUCUUUGACCCUGUGCUGGUGACCACUGAUAGAAAAUGUCAGGACCCUGCUAAUUUAUCUUUUGGCCCUAAAUACUAGUGUGAUUUAUUUUUAUGAGGUUAUGAUUGAGAACAAAGGGCCAGA